GAAACUUAUGGUUAUUAUGCGCUCUUUUGUAAAUUUCUUGCUUUGUUCCAGAAAUUAUGUUCAUAGAUGAUUUAUGUGAUGCAAAAAUUUAAAUAUUUAAUUAAUCAUUUAAAGAAGUAAGUUUUGUACAAAUUUGUUUUCUCCAACUUUAUUCAGAAAAACCACGGUAUACUAAAUUUUUAUAUCCAUGUCUAGAUAACACACAAUCUAGGAACAUAUUUUGUAAUGCCAUUUACAAGCACGAACCAUAAAUUAAAACAUCAAUCUUAAUUUAUGGUAUAAUUAUGCUUGAAUAAUUGAAUAAUUAAAAAUUGAUAUAAUGUUGAUAUUAAGUUGUUUAUAUCAUGUCUCACAAAAUUAUAGUCUAGACUACUAUUUUAGCUAUUCAAAAUAAUAUAGGUAUAUCUUAUAUUUUAGUAGACAAAAUGGAUUGUAUCAUACUUAUAGUAAAGUUUGGUAAAAAAACACAAUGGAACACUGAUAAAAAAAACUUUGAAUUUCCCCUUUAUCAAAAACUAUUUAAAUAGGUACAGGUGGUACUGCUAUGGUUUAAAUUAAUACAAUUUAAUAUACUAACAAAUAAAUAAUAGAAAGAAGACUGAAAUCAAUAGAAUAAUGAGUACUUUUACAGCAAUUUUUAUUUUUAUUUAAUACAAUAAAUGUUAUUUAAUUUAAGAAUAAAAAAUGUUAACAGAUUAUAACAAUAUAUUAUGGUCAGAUUUUCAUUAUCUUGACAACAUUGCUUUUAGGUCUGGAAAAAAAAAGUUAAUUUAUUUUAAAUAUUUUAAUAAAUUUAUGUAUAAUAUGUUAACUUAAGUAUUUUUAGAAAUAGUUAAUGAAAAUUAAUACAUACUUAUUGUGUUCUAUUUAGGAUAAAUUAUACAGAAAUAACAAAAGAUUCAAACAUCAGCAUGUUUUCAAAACUUAAAGAUAACUCUAUUACUACACACAAUAUAAUUAAUGAUGCACAAAAUAUUGUUUGGUUUGAUGGCGAGGUACGUAGGAAUAGAUUAUUAUUUAUUUAUGUUUUGUUUGUUGAAAUUUUAGAAAAUUGGUAAUUUUACUUAGACAAAAAAAAUAUCACAGUAUUAUAAAUUAGUAUUAGCUGAAAGUGACUUAUUUGUUAAAUGCUGUUAGAUAUUACAUAUUAUAAUAUGUAAUGCGAACAUAAUCCUUUCCUCUUAGUGUUUUACAUUGCUUGUAAAUUUUAAUAGGAAAACUGCAAAUUUUUUUUUUGCGCACAACAACAGCAUUAUAAAUAUAGUAGAAUACAGUAGAAUUUAAUAAAAUAAAAUAUGUGAAAUAAUGUAUUGUUCAUUUAAUAAAAAUUAGAAAAUAGAAAAAAAGCUUAUCUUGUGCAGUUUUUUUUUCAAAAAAAAAAAACUUUGAAGAGUAGAUCUGUAGCGAGUAGAUAUUGCAUUGUUUUGUGUUGUGCUACAGUUAAUAUAUACAUAACCUUUUUUAAUAGAAUUCAUUUCCACAGUUUACUUUUAUUCAAAUAAAGGUGUUUUUGUGAACAAGGGACUUAUGGUCAUUUUUAUCAUACGUGCAAAUAGCCCAUGUAUUUUGUCAGACUUGACACCAAAUAAUAUAAAUAGUGAAUAUUAAUUAUUAAAUUUAUUUAGGGAGAGGAAGCCAAAUCUCCCAAGCCCCCUUGUAUUUGUACUUAUAUCUUGGGCCACUUGUAGUAAAAUGUAUUUCUAAAUAUAUUUAGAUGACUGGAUUAAAUGCAGAUAAACAUACUCUUAUUGAAGCGGCCAUCAUUAUAACCGAUGGACAGUUAAACAUUUUAGCUGAGAGUCCAAAUAUCAUUAUACACCAACCAGAUAAAGUGUUAGAAAACAUGGAAGAAUGGUCCAAGGAACACCAUGCAUUAGUAAAUGUUUAAAUAUUAUAUAUAUAUUAGUGUCCCAACUUAAAAAUUUCAGUAAUAUUCUCUGAAUGUGUACACAAUAAUGAAAUUCACAAAAACAUUUACAAAUUAAAUUAACAUAUAAUUUUCAUACACUUAUGGGUAUCUGUAAAAUAAAAAACAUCUUCAAAUGAAAUAUUUUUAUUUAUUUUGCAUACUUUUAAAAAACAUUGGUGUAAAAACAUCAAAUUUAAAUCACUCUUAAUAGUGUUUGAUAUUUAUAGAUCAUAAAUCAUAUUAUAUAAUAUAAAUAUAUAUUUAUUAUUAUAUUACAUAUGUUUAAUGGUUAUGUACAUUUAUUUUUAUUAUGCUUAUAUUUUUUUAAAUUUUUUUUAUUAGAGUGGUUUAACUGAGAGUGUUCGUCAAAGCAAUAUAUCAAUUAAACAAGCUGAUCAAAUAUUAUAUGACUUUAUUAAACCAUUUACUCCUAAAGGUAAAUAAAAUGCCUUUUUUGUAGCCUUUUGUUAAUAAAGGGUAAUCCUAGUUGAAUUCCACUUAAAAUAAUUAGUAAUAUACACAAUAUACCAAUUGUAAAUGUAUAAUUAAUAUUUUAAAUUCUUGGUAAUAGAGUUUUUAAUAUACAAGAUUAUAAAGAUAUUUUUCUUAUUAUUGAUAGCGAAAAUGUUUGCAAAAAUAUAAAUAAUUUUUAGAAGCAUUUUGGUUUCAACUUUAAACAGCUAUUUUUAGGACAUAAUAAUUAUGUAUAUAGUGUAAUUAACAUAAUAAUUUGGACUUAGCAUUUGCAUGAAUUAGUAGAGAAUCACAGUUAUAAUUUAUAAAUUUACAUGAAAAUGUUAAUGUAAAUUUGUUUGUUUUUAGGAAUGUGUCCAUUGGCUGGCAAUUCUAUUUACAUGGAUAAAAUAUUUAUUAGAAAAUACAUGCCUAAACUUGAAAGUCAUUUAAGUUAUCGACUAAUAGAUGUUUCCACUUUGAAAGAGUUGUAUAAGUAUGAUUCAAAUAUAAGAAAAAAGGAUAAUAUUGCUGAUGGGUGUAUCACUGUUUUAGAAGGGGUAUUGAAUGAGAGGAUAUACAAGGUGAUUCAAAAUUUAUAUUAAAACCAUUUUACCAUGUAAAUAUUGAAAAUAAAGAAAAAAGUUUUUUAGUUUAUAAACAUCUAAAAUAAUUUGUAUAUUUUAGAUUAUAAGGGAAGUGAGGAAUGUAUGUAGGUAUUGGUUUUACAAUAAUGUUUAUUUUAUUUUUUCUGUAUACAACUUGUAUACCAGCAAUUUUGAUCCAAUUUACUAUAAUAGCAUUAUUUCUGAAAGGAAAUCUGACUAGGGUGGUACUUUAGGGAAGUAAAUUUUCCUUUGAGUUUUCCCAAUAAAUGAGAAAAAACAGGGAAAUGUACCAAAUGUAUUUUUUGGAGGUCUACUACUAUUGAAAUUCAAAUAUAGAUGAAGUGUUACUUUAAAUAAAUUUUAGUAUUAUAAUUUUUGAUAUCUAUAAACCCGUUGAAGAGAUUUUAUCUAGUUUUUGAUUGAGUGCAUAAAGAUAUAAUUUUUUUGUUCCUUGUAGUUUUCUAAUUAAUGGGAAAACUAUACAUAUAGAUUCUGAGUAGAAUGAAGAAUGUAUUUAUUGAUAUGGAUUAUCUUGAUAAAAAGGAAAAAAUAUACAGACACUUCGAAUGAUGGGUGGGUCAUUGAUGUAGGUGAAAAGUUUGGAAGGUAGAGAGGAAAUUUAAUGUAUAUCAUGACAAUUAACCAUCGUUAACAAAGAACGAUUCUGAGCAGAGUUCGGUUAAUUGGUUAAUAGUGUUGCUUUGUAAUAUUUAAAAAUUAGGCCAUAAUAUUUAUGAAUUAUAUCAAAAUAUAUUCAAAAUAUUAUCAAAAUUGUAUAAUAAAAAUAAUAAUAAUACUACAUUGAACAAAAUUAUAAUUUUUAUUUUUACCAUAAAGUACGACUUAUAUGAACCGCCUAUUAAAUUUCUAGCAUUUCUGUUUGGGCUAAUAAUUUUACCCAUAAAGUACCCAUCAAACGAAAAUCGUGUAAAAAAACCCUCAAAAUUAAAAUGUCUAUUAAUGGUUUAAAAAUGGCUACAAUGUUUUGAUCAUUUUACUACUUCUAGAAAAGGCGAAUAUUAGUUUUCUGUCCAAACUUCAAAUCUCUACAAAUAUUCUUAAAUUAAUCAAAACAAAAAAUUUAAAACAAUGCAUUUUAUACAUUUUCUCAUUUUUUCCCAGAUACUUUCCAUUUAUAAGAAAACAGCUGGGAAAAUCAAAAAAAUGACCCGUUGAAAGUACCACCACAGUCAGAUUUCUUAACAUGGACAUCAGAGCAAAAUUACUGGUAGAAGAGUUGUCCACAGAAAAAAAAAAACAUCGUACACCAAUACAUUCUUUACUCUACUCAAAAUUAAAAAUACAACUAAUAAUAUUUAAAAUGGUUUAUUGUUGCUUACAGAUAUAAAUUAAAUUAACUCUGUACAUUAUCCCUUCAAAAUUUAAAACAGUAGCAUACCCAUCAUCAGUAUCAGCCUUUUUUUUUAUUAUAUUCAACAACAAAUAAUUUUUUUAAGUUUAUUCAAAUUUUGCUGGAGGUACUUAUAUGCAUGAUAGGAACUAUUCAUGUUUCUAAUACAUCAUAUUAUGAAAAAUCAAAAUAAUAAAGUUUUGAUAAAUGUUUAAAUGUAUUUUAGACGUUGGAAACCGGAAUUAUUAAAUGAAAUGCCAAAGAAAACAUUUAAACACAGAGCACUUGAUGAUAUUAGAGAAAGUUUAAAAGAACUCCAAUUUUAUAAAAAUUUAAUUUAA
Molecule: messenger RNA, 4662 nt
Organism: Cinara cedri
Lineage: Eukaryota; Metazoa; Arthropoda; Insecta; Hemiptera; Aphididae
Source: the annotation of a GenBank genome assembly